Messenger RNA from Oncorhynchus keta (chum salmon), 1947 nucleotides. RefSeq names its product PDZ and LIM domain protein 3-like. Gene Ontology annotation, biological process: heart development; actin cytoskeleton organization; muscle structure development. NCBI's taxonomy places the organism in Eukaryota, Metazoa, Chordata, Actinopteri, Salmoniformes, Salmonidae. The record is from RefSeq and is a predicted model, not a curated record. Gene Ontology annotation, cellular component: filamentous actin; Z disc; adherens junction. Gene Ontology annotation, molecular function: actin binding; muscle alpha-actinin binding. The transcript has 7 exons. Bases 863 to 1765 code for a protein of 300 amino acids.
AUCCGGUCCACCCCCGCACCCUCCUUACUUGGACCCUUCCAUCUCUAGCACAACCCAUAUUGGACACAACCAACCCGGAGUAAAGUUGCCCCCAGACACUGAUUUGGGUCACUUUCCCCACCAAAGGUUAAUUAAGGUUAAGAUUGGGGGAGGUGGAGCUGACCCUAGGAUGACCCCACUAUGUCAGGUCAUCCAAGAAGCCUUGCUCAAGCAUGUGCGACAACGUCAUAAAAAAAUAUUUUGUUUUAGCUCUAACUAGCCAACUCUAAAGGAGACUAUUCCACUAAUUAAACGAUUAUUUUCUAAAUGAUCAAGAAGCGGUAGAAGAAGAUCCAUACUUUUGAAUUCCUUUCACCUCAGAUACUGAAGGAAGGGUAGCCAAACAAGAUGGCCACCUUUAAAUGUUGACAUCUGCUUUUAUUUGAUUUAUUAGAUAUAUUUUAACCCAGUAAUGUAAUAACUUGCAUUGAUAAGUUGAUUGUGUAACAUUCAGAAAGGUCAAAUAUGGUAAAGAUAGAGUUAGAGAUGCCAAGUAAACUGCCACUCAGGAUUGCCUUGACGUCAUCGUGUCAGCCAUCUUGGUUUUGGACAUGUUUUUUCCCCCUUUUUCCUCAGUGUUAAAUCGAGAACCCCCUCCCCCCUCCCCCUAAGUGUAUUAUCUGUAAUAGGGGGGCUGGUUGGUAUUUUCAGAGCAGUAUAGGACAUUGCAACACAUUUCAAAGUUUAAUCCUUUGGCAAAUGCUCUUAUCCACAGCAGCGUUCAAUAAGCAACAUGAAACAACCCCAGCGUUGUUAGUAAAAAAUCUUCUUCAGAAAUGUUAUACACCAACACAGGAACACUCACCUAUUUCCCCUAGUGAAAAUGAUGACGCACGAUACCCCAAAGUGUUGCUGGAUACCACGGGAUAGGAUCACUCCGGGCAGUAAGGCGGCGGUGGCCAACCUGUGUCCUGGUGAUGUCAUCCUGGCCAUCGAGGGCAUCCCGGCGGAGGACAUGAUGCACUGUGAGGCCCAGAACAAGAUCAAAGACUCCAUCUACCAGCUCAUUCUCACCGUCCAGAGACCAGAAACCAGGCUUUGGUCGCCUCAAGUCACGGAAGACGGGAAAGCCAACCCGUUCAAAAUCAACUUGGAGGCUGAGCAACAGGAGUUCAAACCCAUUGGUACGGGUCACAACCGCAAGGCCCAGCCCUUUAUAGCUGCAGCUAACAUCGAUGACCAUCGUCAGGUGGUGAGCACAGCCUACAACACCCCCAUAGGCCUCUACUCCUCAGGCAACAUCCAGGACGCCAUGCAUGGACAGAUGAGGGGCCUGGUCCAGGACAAGCCAGAGGGUAGCAAGACGCUGACCUCCAUCGAGGAGUCUGAUGUGUACCGCAUGCUCCUGAAAGAACAGGAGGAGCCCCAGGAGCCCCGGCAAUCAGGUUCCUUCAAGGCCCUGCAGGACUUUGUCGACAGCGACGGCACUCGCCCCAUGGUGACGAGGACGGUGAGAGCGCCCAUGACUAAGCCACCGCCGCCUACAGGAAACCUGCAGAAGCUGCCCCUGUGUGACAAGUGUGGAAACGGCAUUGUGGGCACAGUGGUGAAAGCGAGAGACAAGUUCCGCCACCCUAGCUGCUUCGUGUGCACCGACUGUGACGUCAACCUUAAACAGAAGGGCUACUUCUUCGUGGAGGGCCAACUGUACUGCGAGACCCACGCUCGAGCCCGAACAAGACCCCCGGAGGGCCAUGACCUUGUCACUGCUUUCCCCUCGGCAUAGGACCCUCACACACACGCACCAUCCUAAAAGUUCUGUCUGCCAGUGAGGCACCAUUGAUUGUAACUGUUUGUAUCUGUGUUCUCCUGUGUUCUAUUGUCUGUUUGCUUUGUUUUGCACAAAUCCUCACAGUGCAUUUGUUUGUGAAUAUUCUCUUACUUCAAAUAAAGGGGGUUUUGACUCCA